CCCCAGCUAAGAGGAUCGGAAAGAUUCCUCCUGUAGGCUUGCAUCAUGGAGACUAGCAGUCAAUCCAGCAGUCAACAGAUUCUGUGGAAAGAUGUUGAGGCCGUAAAAGAGAAGAAGGCCAGGUACCACACCUACCAGCGAGUGGGUCUAGCUCUGGCUCUCGUCUUCCUUGUUUUGGCUCUCUGUAUUUUCAGCCUGAGGUAUCUGUGGAGCCCCAGCCUGGGGAAGGUGUACGACCAUCAGUACAAAGCCGUGUUGGAUGGCGUAGAGACAGAAAGUAUGUUGGAGAUUGACCCAGGUCACCGCAUUGAGAUCUUCAGAAUGGGAAACGGGAGCGAGGAGGUACUUGAGGUACACGACUUCAAAAAUGGAAUCACUGGGAUCCGGUUUGCCGAACAUCAGAGGUGCUACAUCAGGACCCAAACGAGGAAACUACCCACAAUGGCAGAGGUGGAGGCUGAAGACACAGAGUUACUGCAGGUGGAUGAGACCGAGGCCAUGGAUAUGAAGGUGGAGGACUCCCAAGUGUGGGUUCCUGCGGAGGAGCCCAUCGUUAACCCAGCCUUCCUCCUCGACUCCAAGAUCUGGGAGAUUUGCCAGGAGCUGCCCAUCCACUGGAUCUAUCCCUCCCCUCUGAGUGACGCUGAGGUGGAAAAUGUGGACGCACCCGACGCAGAGGCCCCAGGUCAGCGUUUCACCCGAGACGUCCUGGACCACGUUCCCGUCAACGACUAUAGGGAUGUCGGAAUCGAGCUGGAUAACCGCCUGGAUGAGCGCGGCUACUGCUGCCAGCACUGUCGCCGUGGUUACCGCUUCUGCCGCCGCUACUACGAGCCCCUCGGUGGCUUCAACCCAUGGCCCUACUACUACCAAGGAGGCCGGGUCAUCUGUCAGAUUGUCAUGCCGUGCAACUGGUGGAUCGCCCGUAUGCUGGGGAGGAUUUGAGGAGGGGCGUGUGCCGACCGGGAUUUAAACUGUUUAUGUCGUUCUAGUUGCAAAUCCUCCUUUCGAUAAACAUUCCUGACCACGUGUGAGACCAAAGCAGUCCAUUGCACGCACAAUUAUUAUCCAGUCUGAUAGUUGGCCCAUUGAGUUUUAGUCAGUCUAAACUGUCUAAAUGGAAUUUGAAGUGUUUAGAUUCUUUCUUAGAAGUCACUGGCCGCUCACAGCUGUCUAAUUUUCUUUGCUCAUCUACCUAUUUGGUCUCCUUGCUAUCUAAUCCUGUUGAACGAGUGCAGUUUAGUUUGGAAGAUGUCCCCAGAAGCUAAUCUGCCCUAAAAAAUGCUUCAGCACUGUCUGUCCUUACUUUGUUGUGCCUCAUUUUCUUCCUUUAUAGGUUCAAAGGGGUUGCUCUAUAUAUAUAGCAGUGUAUGAACAUGUACAUACAGCAUAACAAUAUAUACAACAGUCAGUGAGUGGUGCUAUCAUAUUAGACAUUUAGCUAUUUUUUUUUGUGAUCAUUUUUUAAAUCUUGCUUAUAUAAGUAGCAGAUAAAACGCCUUCCUAUAUCCACCACAAGACCUCCCAAUAAUUAAGUUGUCACAUUGUCACAGUGACACAAUACACAAACUAGGUCAUACAGCACUUCUUUGAUGCGCACACAAUCCCUGUUAUAAAUUAUGUAAAACUAAGAUAAAAUAUGACACCGUAAGACACCCGAUAUACAAGACUUAAUAUAUUACACGUCCACAACAUGAGAAAAAUAUUUCCAACAUGUUUGAAUUAGGACAAACUCAGGAGAAGAAGUCAAAAAGCAAAGAAAACACAGAUAAUAGUACUAACAUGCCAACACAGAGAUAGAAGAAGUGUCUGAAGACUAAGCCUGUGUUAUAAGAAUUCUUUUCUAUCUUUUUGGUAUCAUGUAAAACUAAGGAGGUACACUAUAAUUACUGAUGUACCGAUCUCGGCUGUCUUUUGUGAUGUACUCACUGCUGUGUUAUCCUCCCUUGUGUUCCCUGUUGUUGCAAUACACAGAAUGCUUUAAAUAGUGCUACUGUUCAAACAGUUUCUUCUUUGCUGAGGCGAUUUUAAUCUGUAACACCACAUCUCAGUCUGUCGAGCAGAAGCAACUCUCAUCUGUAACUAACGGAUAAGCAAGCGGGAUAGGCAUUUGUAAUUGAUGUUCUGUCAUGAGAAUAACAAGGUGCAUAAAUGCCCAAGAGUAUUCAAGCAAUGUGAGAUAUUCAAAAGUUAAACAGAGAGACUAAAAUGGAGCAGUCUUGUCAUAGUUUGCUUUGAAGUCUUUUGUAUGUUUCUAUCUCUUUCCCUGAUUUUUUUUCCAAUUAAAAUUUAAUUGUGUGAAUAAUCUCAGC
This is a messenger RNA of Xiphias gladius (swordfish), 2312 nucleotides long. It is a transcript of the gene tnmd, whose product is annotated as tenomodulin. The coding region runs from base 46 to 945 and encodes 299 amino acids. NCBI's taxonomy places the organism in Eukaryota, Metazoa, Chordata, Actinopteri, Istiophoriformes, Xiphiidae. Gene Ontology annotation, biological process: negative regulation of endothelial cell proliferation; negative regulation of angiogenesis. The transcript has 7 exons. The record is from RefSeq and is a predicted model, not a curated record.